AUGGAGACGAACAACGAAGGCGAUGGCAACGAUGAAAAAGCCGACGGGGCUGUCGAAAGUACAAAACCACGAGUCCGACUGCCAGUAAUGACACAAGGAAUCAUCAAUCCCGUGGCUAUUACACAGCUUCAAGAUGAACUUGAGGAUACCAAGAAGAAAUUGGAUAGGCUGCAAGCAACACGGAUGCUUUCAGAGGACGAGAUGAUUCUGCCGAAGAGGAUGAGACUGUCGAGAUUGAUAGGGGUGUUUCCAAUUGUGAGAGAUCAGAUUAAUUUUAGAACGAAUCAGAGGUUGAACAAUGUCUGCGAAGAAUACGAGACCAAAAUCAAGCGAUCAAAAGAUGAACAUCAUGACAAGCAUUUAAGAGACAUGGCAAUCGUGCGAGAGAUGGAAUCGAAAUUAUUCAAGGCUGAAGAAAGGCUGGAUUCGGUGGGAAUGAUUGCAAGGGUGCACCCAAAUGCGCCGGUUGGUGAGGUCUGGUCAAAGAUUCAGAAUGGCACUUACGAUCCGUUAAAAAAGGGUCCCGUUGAGCCAAAACCCAUCUACAAAUCAGGGCGAAAUACUCAGCCUCAAGCCUCACGCACAAUGACUUCUGACACUCUUACCUCCAAUGAUCCCUUUCGGAAUAACAGAUGGGCAAACAGCGAUGGUCGGAAAAGGGAAUACGAUGAGCCUGCAAAUGGGGAAUCCAGCGAAGGUUCCAAGAGAUCCAAGACAGCGUAA
Molecule: messenger RNA, 723 nt
Organism: Sclerotinia sclerotiorum 1980 UF-70
Lineage: Eukaryota; Fungi; Ascomycota; Leotiomycetes; Helotiales; Sclerotiniaceae
Exons: 1
Coding region: 1-723 (240 amino acids)
Source: RefSeq, a predicted model, not a curated record